AUGCUGCGGUUAAUUUUCUUUGUUUUCCAGAAUGUUUUUUGCCGCCGGCAUGCGGAACUGCGGGUGCCCCAUUUCCUUGGCUGCACCCCGCUUUUCGCUUGGAACAUAUCGUUCAGGCCGCGACCGUGCAUGCGCCGCUUUGGAUUUUCCUUUCUGUUUUCGUUUUUCUAUUUCUCCGGGCAUCACAUCUCUUCGCUUUUCUUCUCUUUAAGCCCCUCCAGCGCCCCUCACGAAGGCUGGUUGCUGGCACACCCGACACCUCUCCGAUGGAAGGGAGGGUAUGCUUGUCUCUCCCGCGCUUGUAUGCCGGGACGGUGUGUGUUUUUCCUUGUUUGGGUACCUCGACCCGCUGUACCCAUUCCGGCUGAGCUCUUCGCUGCCGGCCCGGUUGUCGCCUUCGGUCGCGCGCUGACAUGCCCGCGAUAG
This is a messenger RNA of Leptomonas pyrrhocoris, 426 nucleotides long. RefSeq lists its product as hypothetical. The transcript has a single exon. NCBI's taxonomy places the organism in Eukaryota, Euglenozoa, Kinetoplastea, Trypanosomatida, Trypanosomatidae. The record is from RefSeq and is a predicted model, not a curated record. The coding region runs from base 1 to 426 and encodes 141 amino acids.